Penicillium brevicompactum is the source of this 1605-nucleotide messenger RNA. RefSeq lists its product as uncharacterized. Gene Ontology annotation, cellular component: membrane. The coding region runs from base 1 to 1605 and encodes 534 amino acids. The record is from RefSeq and is a predicted model, not a curated record. The transcript is spliced from 7 exons. Gene Ontology annotation, biological process: amino acid transport; transmembrane transport. Lineage: Eukaryota; Fungi; Ascomycota; Eurotiomycetes; Eurotiales; Aspergillaceae. Gene Ontology annotation, molecular function: transmembrane transporter activity.
AUGGCGGCUAUUCAUAACGACGACGAGCUUUUGCUUGCUCGAAUUGGGUAUAAACAGGAAUUACGACGAGAGUUCUCCAAAUGGUCGACUGUUUCGUAUGCAAUCUCCAUCCUGGGUGUCCUGGGCUCUGUUCCGGCAACCUUUGGUGCGCCAUUGGCAGCUGGCGGGCCUGCAACCGCUGUCUGGUGUUGGCUGAUUGGAUCGUGCAUGGCCAUGUGUAUUGGCAGCUCAGUCGCAGAGCUGGUGUCAGCUUAUCCAACAGCUGGAGGCAUGUACUUUGUCACAAAGCACGUUGUUCCGCCUGAUCAAGUUCCUGUUUUCUCUUGGAUACAGGGCUGGUGCAAUCUUCUCGGCCAAACGGCAGGUGUGUCCAGUGUGGCAUAUACGGUCAGCCAGAUGCUGCUGGCCUGUGUCAGUAUGAACUCAGACCUUGUUGAUGGCAAGUAUACAUAUGCACCGACCGCUCUAGAGACCGUGCUGGUGUCGAUUGCGAUUCUGUGUUUCCUUGGAGUCAUCUGCUCUUUGAACACAAAGUCUCUACAUCGGAUUAUCAUUUGGUUUGCUCCCAUCAAUAUUCUUGCGACUAUCUGCAUUUGCAUUUCACUGGUUACCUUGACACCUGAGUUGCAACCGGCCUCCUGGGUUUUUGGUCACUUUACCGAUGGCUCAGGAUGGGGCUCCAAGGUGUUUUCUUUCUUUCUGGGUUUCUUGUCAGUUGCCUGGACUAUGACAGACUACGACGGGACGACACACAUGUCCGAAGAGACUCACGAUGCAGCCGUGCAAGGGCCGAUUGCUAUCCAAACAGCCGUUCUAGUAUCCGGCGCAUUCGGAUGGCUUCUUACCGUCUCCCUAUGCUUCUGCUUGACGGAUUUCGAGGGCAUCCUCAACUCUCCCACGGGUCUUCCCGCAGCCCAGAUCUUUUUGAACGCUGGCGGAAAGCGAGGCGGCACCAUCAUGUGGGCGUUUGCCAUUCUUGUACAAGCUUUCACGGGGUGCUCAGCUAUGCUUGCUGAUACAAGGAUGGCAUUUGCGUUCGCCCGAGACGACGCUCUUCCAUUUUCAAAGUAUGAAACCGAACGACUUAAACAAUCAUGUGCUGAUAACCACAGGUUUCUAUCCAAGGUCAACCAUCGCACCCAUACCCCGGUCAACGCUGUGUGGUUCGUUGUCAUCUUCAGCAUUUGCCUGAACUGCAUUGCAAUCGGUUCUACUCAAACAGCCACCGCGAUUUUCAGCAUCACUGCCCCGGCAUUGGACUUUUCUUACGUCUCUGUGAUUCUAGCGCAUCAACUAUACAAAAACAAGGUCAAGUUCAUUGAGGGUCCUUUUACGCUCGGCAAAUGGGGAACCCCUGUCAAUUACAUUGCUGUAGUUUGGGUUUCCUUUAUCAGCACCAUUUUGUUCUUCCCGCCACAGCUUCCUGUCACACCAGCCAAUAUGAACUACGCCAUCUGUGUUGGCGGGUUUAUUGCCGCCUUUGCCAUGAUAUGGUGGUGGGUUGCGGCCAGAGGCAAAUACACUGGUCCUCGGACCGACGAAACAAUCCAAGAAAUCCCCACCGAGGACGAGGAUGCGGAAGUUUCUGACGAAGGCUCCGUCUGA